Molecule: messenger RNA, 1066 nt
Organism: Pongo pygmaeus (Bornean orangutan)
Lineage: Eukaryota; Metazoa; Chordata; Mammalia; Primates; Hominidae
Gene: RPS19
Product: ribosomal protein S19
Exons: 6
Coding region: 590-1027 (145 amino acids)
Biological process (GO): translation; ribosomal small subunit assembly
Cellular component (GO): cytosolic small ribosomal subunit; ribosome
Molecular function (GO): structural constituent of ribosome; RNA binding
Source: RefSeq, a predicted model, not a curated record
GCCCUGAGAAGGGUGGGGAUUACGUCUCCCGCUCUCGCGACUCCUGGCGGUGAAUGACAGCAGAUGAUAGCCACAUUUCUCCCUCGCCCUUCCCCUAGGUUCCCUGUCACAGUUCCGCCCUUACUACGCCCACUUCCGGCCAGGGAACAGCCACUUCCACCCGGAAAAGGGGUUGUUCCGCCGGGGGGCGCCAGCUGUGGCCCACCCAGCCUGCCCCGUACUUUCGCCAUCAUAGUCUUCUCUACCACUGUUCCUUACAGCCACGAACGACGCAAACGAAGCCAACUUCCCCCAGCUCCGAACAGGAGCUCUCUAGCCUGUAUUACACUCCGGGAGAAGGAAAGGCGGGAGGAAACCUAGGCCUCCACGCCCGACUCCUUUGCCCUCCCCUUUACCUCUCCACCCCUCACUAGACACCCUCCCCUCUAGGCGGGGACGAAGCCACUUUCGCCCUGAGAGAGGCGGAGCCUCAGCUUCUACCCUCGCUCUCGCGAGCUUUCGGAACUCUCGCGAGACCCGACGCCCGACUUGUGCGCCCGGGAAACCCCGUCGCUCCCUUUCCCCUGGCUAGCAGCGCGGAGGCCGCACGAUGCCUGGAGUUACUGUAAAAGACGUGAACCAGCAGGAGUUCGUCAGAGCUCUGGCAGCCUUCCUCAAAAAGUCCGGGAAGCUGAAAGUCCCCGAAUGGGUGGACACCGUCAAGCUGGCCAAGCACAAAGAGCUUGCUCCCUACGAUGAGAACUGGUUCUACACGCGAGCUGCUUCCACAGCGCGGCACCUGUACCUCCGGGGUGGCGCUGGGGUUGGCUCCAUGACCAAGAUCUAUGGGGGACGUCAGAGAAACGGCGUCAUGCCCAGCCACUUCAGCCGAGGCUCCAAGAGUGUAGCCCGCCGGGUCCUCCAAGCCCUGGAGGGGCUGAAAAUGGUGGAAAAGGACCAAGAUGGCGGCCGCAAACUGACACCUCAGGGACAGAGAGAUCUGGACAGAAUCGCCGGACAGGUGGCAGCUGCCAACAAGAAGCAUUAGAACAAACCAUGCUGGGUUAAUAAAUUGCCUCAUUCAUAA